AUGUUCGCUCCCGGUCAGGAAACGCUCUCGAAGGAGCAGAUUAGAGCUGGUGAGCAGGAGGCUCAGCAGACUAUCCGCUCUGCCAUCACCGGUGGUAUCCUUCUGUAUCUCUCUCCCUUCGCUAUCGAUUUCGUCAAGAAGUUCCUUUAA
Molecule: messenger RNA, 150 nt
Organism: Aspergillus pseudonomiae
Lineage: Eukaryota; Fungi; Ascomycota; Eurotiomycetes; Eurotiales; Aspergillaceae
Exons: 4
Coding region: 1-150 (49 amino acids)
Source: RefSeq, a predicted model, not a curated record